Messenger RNA from Tachyglossus aculeatus (Australian echidna), 786 nucleotides. It is a transcript of the gene RNASEK, whose product is annotated as ribonuclease K. The coding region runs from base 98 to 397 and encodes 99 amino acids. Gene Ontology annotation, molecular function: RNA endonuclease activity. The transcript has 3 exons. The record is from RefSeq and is a predicted model, not a curated record. NCBI's taxonomy places the organism in Eukaryota, Metazoa, Chordata, Mammalia, Monotremata, Tachyglossidae.
CGUCUCCUCAGAGACUGGUCGGGCGGCCCGUCCCCUCAGGUUCGGUCCGGUUCGAUCCGGUUUGAUCCGGUUCGGUCCGGCUCGGCUGCCCCGGGCCAUGGCCUCUCUCCUGUGCUGCGGGCCCAAGCUGGCCGCCUGCGGCAUCGUCCUGAGCGCCUGGGGAGUCAUCAUGCUGGUCCUGCUCGGGGUUUUCUUCAACGUGCACUCGGCCGUCCUUAUCGAGGACGUACCCUUCACGGAGAGCGACUUCCAUGAGCCCAACCCUCAGAAGAUCUACGAUCUCUAUGAGCAAGUGAGCUACAACUGCUUCAUCGCCGCCGGCCUCUACCUCGUGUUGGGCGGCUUCUCCUUCUGCCAGGUCCGACUCAACAAGCGCAAGGAAUACAUGGUCCGUUAGGAGGCAGGGGCCGGCCCCCAUCCCCUUCCCUCAGUUAUUUAAAGACACACCCCCGCCCCCAACUUCACCCUCAGUUUCAGCCCCGGAGGCCCGGGCUGGCCGGAAGACGGAGACCAGAAGACCCUUCCUCCUCGCCCACCCCUGGAUUAUCCUGUCUUCCCCCCCGUCUCCACCCCACCACCACACCAACCUUGCAUCUGGUUGGAUCCCGAAGGGGAGGAGGACAUGAGGCCCAGAGGAGCACACACCCCUUUCCCGUUCUCUCUUCCCCACGAAUCCCACCCCCUGCCUCAAAGCAAAAACAAAAAUCUUUGGGUGAUGUGAAGGAACCUUGGAAUUUCUCCCCCGUCUCCGGAUGCAAGGCCCUAAUAAAAUGGAGCUGUGCUGUG